AGAGGUAAGAUUUAUCAUGAAGAAUGGUGAUUUCUUUCCAUAUCCCUCCCAAGAAGACUAUGUUUUGAUAGGUUUUAGCAUUUGAUUAUUGGUGGAGAGGGCAAGAAUAUGGGCAGGAAAUGUUCUCACUGUGGGAAUAGAGGACAUAAUUCAAGAACUUGCACCUUUCAGAAAGAAAGUCUCAGGCUUUUUGGAGUACAACUAAACCUAACUUCUUCUUCUUCUUCUUCUUCUUCUUCUUCUUCUUCUUCUUCCUCUCUUGCUGAAUUGAGGAAGAGUUUUAGUGUAGAAUGCUUGUCAUCCUCAUCAACAUCAUCUUCUUCAACUUGUUCCAGAUCUUCGCUAAUCACUGUGGGAGAAAAUAUUGAUAAAUUCUCUAAAGGUUAUCUCUCUGAUGGUCUGCUUGGGCAACCCCAAGAAAGGAAGAAGGGUGUGCCAUGGAGCGAAGAGGAGCACAGGAUCUUUCUAUUAGGGCUCCAAAAGCUAGGGAAGGGCGAUUGGAUCGGUAUUUCUAAGAACUUUGUCACCACAAGAACUCCAACCCAAGUUGCCAGUCAUGCACAGAAAUAUUUUCUCAGACAAAACAGCCUUAACAAAAGAAAACGCCGUCCUAGCCUCUUCGAUAUGGGCAAUGGCCAAUCUUCAAUUCAAUCCCUGAACGUUUCCAAGCUAACAGAAAGUAACAGUAAUAUUUAUGGUGCUGGGUUUGCAAUGAAGGCGACAGAAGCUUCUCCUUUUGAUCAUCAACAUUCCACAUUGCCUAUUAAGUACUGAAGCUUUCAACUCUGAACCUACUUGUUUUGUUUCAACAAAUAAUCGUAAUGUUUAAUGUGCACCACCUGAUUUAGAGCCAAAACUUUCAGCUCCAUCGUCACUGGAUCAGAGCAACACUUGCUCAGGUGACCUUCUAAUUGGAGCCAUUAGAUUGACUUGAUAUCAUCAUUCCGUAAAUAAAUUCUUCAUCACCCGUAUCAACUGUUACUAUUCACCAGUGUUUAUGGAAAAUCUAAUGCUUUUUGUGAUCAUAUGCUCUCUUUACUCUUUAAAUGUUAUGAGCAUUAGAUGUAAUUUUUGGAUAUUCUUCAAUGGGUAUGCAAUUACUAUCAGAGAA
This is a messenger RNA of Hevea brasiliensis (rubber tree), 1111 nucleotides long. Its product is annotated as transcription factor MYBS3. The transcript is spliced from 3 exons. Lineage: Eukaryota; Viridiplantae; Streptophyta; Magnoliopsida; Malpighiales; Euphorbiaceae. Gene Ontology annotation, molecular function: zinc ion binding; DNA binding. The record is from RefSeq and is a predicted model, not a curated record. Bases 109 to 774 code for a protein of 221 amino acids. Gene Ontology annotation, biological process: response to auxin; response to ethylene; response to gibberellin.